Messenger RNA from Purpureocillium lilacinum, 435 nucleotides. RefSeq lists its product as uncharacterized. Lineage: Eukaryota; Fungi; Ascomycota; Sordariomycetes; Hypocreales; Ophiocordycipitaceae. The record is from RefSeq and is a predicted model, not a curated record.
AUGGGUUCAUCGCAGUCCUCCACCUCCUCCUCCAGCGACGGCAGCGCGCCCAAGAAGUCGCUCUACCAGCGCGCGCAGGAGAAGAAGCGCGGCCCCGGCACGAGCGGCCUCAGCGACGAGGACCUCAAGAAGUACACGGGCAAGACGCGGGCCGAGUUCGACGCCUGGAAGGAGACGACGCCCGGCGUGGGCAAGAACCAGCUCGCGGGCAAGCUGGCCGUGGGCCCGACGAGCGGGCUCGGCGGCGCGGCGACGGCGGGCGGGCUGGGCGGCUGGGGGCCCGGCGCGGAGCCGAACGACCCGAACCGCGGGAUGAAGUUUCCGCCGCAGCCGCUGCCGCGGAAGGAGAGCUUUGGAGAUGAGAGUGAGCAGGAGGAAGUGAAGAAGAAGGAGGUUAAGGUCACGAAGCUGACGGAUGGGUUGGCGAUGAGCUGA